AUGAGCAGUUUAACAAUGGAAUAUUGGGAUUUUAAUCCGCAUAUAGAAUAUCAAUGGAUCGGAAAGGUGAACUUGAAUCAAAUUGAUCUAAAUGAGCAUAUUUCCCACAAUGCUAUAAUUGAGAGUCUCUUUUUAAUGAACAACAAUUUGGAAGAAUUGAACUGCUGCUACAUACAUGCGUAUAGUUUUUAA
This is a messenger RNA of Clunio marinus, 192 nucleotides long. The record is from the annotation of a GenBank genome assembly. Lineage: Eukaryota; Metazoa; Arthropoda; Insecta; Diptera; Chironomidae.